AUGGUGCUGGCACAAUGGGAUUGUUGGCACCUCGACAACGAAGACCUUAUAUAUGGUAGAACUAAUGAUAAUACAACAUGUGGCAAUGAAGUUUCAUGCCAAAUAAUUCAAUUAGAAAACGACAAUAGUUAUAUCUACUUAGAUAGUAACGUCUGUGGUUUAAAAAAUCUACAUAUAAGACCAAACGGAUUACAGACCGAUAAGCUCUUUUUCGCAAUUUCAAGAUACUUUCAAACGAACUUUAUUUUCCAUGUGACCCCAGACAACGUGUUUUAUAUUGUAAUUGAAGAGUCUGUUAAUAUGUGUGAUCUCACUUUUGUCCAAGAUGAAAAGUAUACAAGUAAUAAAUAUGAUGUUAUUGCAGUCUCACAAACACCGGAACACAUCACACUUCUUGACAAUGCAAAGAUCUGGUUGGCAUUUUUGAACGUGCAACACCCAUACCUUUACUUAGACUGGGACGACACUCAACCCAAAAAUCAAACGUUCAAAAUUGACAUCAGAAACUAUUAUAAUGGGAAGUGUUCCUAUAUCUUUUCAACUGCAAAGAAUAUUGAAACGGUCAAUGCGGUCUUACCAGAGAACACCAAAUUACUGGAAAUGUGUAAGAUUGGGAAAUAUGUGAGAUAUGGGUUGUGUAGGAAUAUUGAAGAUGACGAAACGGAUGCGUUCAAAGACUGCUCGUGUGUUGUAAACACAAAAAGAGAAAUUGCUAUAUUGGAUAAAGUGCAAAUGAAUUAUCCAGAUUGCGUGUAUAACAGUUCAUUAUACACAUUACACAUAUCUAAAGAGCAGCUAAUAAUAAUGUUUAAUAUUGAGAAACAUGCGACUCAGUGGAAGAGCAUCGUGUUUGAAGAGAGAGAAAAACAAAUUGAGUUGUUAUCCAAAGAACCUUUUGCGUUGUUUGAAAAGACCAUUUUUCCAGACGUCCCAGUGAUCAUCGGAGUCGGUCUUUUUGGUG
Entamoeba invadens IP1 is the source of this 961-nucleotide messenger RNA. RefSeq lists its product as hypothetical. The record is from RefSeq and is a predicted model, not a curated record. The annotation marks the transcript as partial. Lineage: Eukaryota; Evosea; Mastigamoebida; Endamoebidae. The transcript has a single exon.